GCAAUGCAUGUUCGUACAUGAUCGUAUCAAGAAGCACUAUCAUUAAAGAAACAGCAAUGCACAGGUAGAGAAAAUGUCAAUAAUAGUCCCUUAUCUUUGAUAGUAGGUUCAAAAUAGUCCCUUAAGUAUCAGUUGAACAAUUUUGGUCCUGUAAGUUUGCCAAAAGUGAGCAUUUUCGGUCUCCGACUAAUAUUUACCAAACUCUGAUUGUUAAAUUUAACCAGAACUGUGAAAUUUUAUUUUUUUAACUAGAAACACCAGAAAUUGCCGUCAAAUGUUUAGAAACUGUAACAGAAAGAACCACACCAGAUACAAACAGUAGUCCAAAAAUUGCACAUAAAAAUGUUGCACCAGACUCUUGAAAGAGACCAAAAAUAACAUAAGCUAUAAAAUUUGUACUUCCACUUCCAGAUGUGAGUUCAUGUUAAAUAUUUUUUAUUUUCACAGUUUCGAUUAAAUUUGACAAUCAGAGUUCAAUAAAUAUCUUUAAAAAAAAAAAAAGUGCUCAUUUCUAAAACUACGCAAGUGAUGCUUUAGGAGUUAAGGGUCUAUUUUGAACCUACUAUCAAAGAUAAGGGACCAUUUUUCUCAUUCUCAUUUUAUGAUAUCAGUCACAUUUAGUUUGCCUCUCAGCUACAAAACCCUGUCAUACUAUUUAAUGAUUAAAAAAUAUUGGAUCUUUCAAACUCUUGUAUAUAUACCUGUCUCACUCUCACAGACAACACCACUGUACUUUCUCCUCUUCCUCCAGUUUUAUUGCAGUGGUCCAUUUCCUGCAUAGUCCAUGCAAACUGAUACGAAAAUGAUGGACAAGAAGUUUCUCAAGGCAUGCCAAAAUAAAUGGCAAAAGAUAGGUGGCAAAGUCAUACCUUCAUCAGCGUGCGACAAAUGUUGUAAAUGGACUAUGUGGCCUUUUCUAAAAGAAGAGAAGGCGAUUCCAAGGGAUGUUCCAAAAGGUCACGUCGUAGUUUAUGUAGGGAAGUAUCAAAAGAGGUUUGUAAUCAAAAUCACCUUGCUGAAGCACCCACUCAUCAAGGCAUUGCUAGAUCAAGCUCAAGAAGUUUAUGAUUUCACUGCUGAUUCGAAAUUAUGGAUCCCUUGCGACGAAAACAUCUUCAUUAGUGUCAUCAGAUGUGCUACAUCACCUGAAAGUCGACGCAUCUCAAUUUGCUUUUGAUGGUCCAAAUCACAAAGCUCGUGAUAGUAAUUCAUCCAUGAUGAUUAACUCAUUGUUUAGAAGGUUGACAUCAAAAAUCAUAACCUGCUGUAUACUAUAUCUAUUGAAUGUAAAUUCAUUGUCUACGAAGUUGAG
Messenger RNA from Lycium barbarum (goji berry), 1312 nucleotides. Its product is annotated as protein SMALL AUXIN UP-REGULATED RNA 12. Gene Ontology annotation, biological process: response to auxin. The transcript has a single exon. NCBI's taxonomy places the organism in Eukaryota, Viridiplantae, Streptophyta, Magnoliopsida, Solanales, Solanaceae. The coding region runs from base 785 to 1177 and encodes 130 amino acids. The record is from RefSeq and is a predicted model, not a curated record.